GCUGCAGUCCCUGGCUCAGUAAUGCAGCAGCAGCCUGCUCUCCCCAUCCCAGGGAGUCUAUUGUAAGGGAGCAGCAGCCAGCAGCGGCACAAAGGGCGCCCUCCCCGAGCUCACCUCCCCUCACACCGCGCACCAUGAGCACCAACAUCAGGUACAAGAGCAAGCUGCUGAAGACAGGUGAGCUGCCAGCAGCGGGGUAUGAUGGUAUCAGAAGUGGUUUGACAUUGGGCACCCAUGAGGGGCGUCCCCAGUCCCUCUCUAUGGACCAAGAAAAGCAGUAUGUUGGGUUUGCCACACUACCCAAUCAAGUUCACCGAAAGUCUGUGAAGAAAGGGUUUGACUUUACACUCAUGGUGGCCGGAGAAUCCGGCCUUGGAAAAUCUACAUUAGUGAACAGUCUAUUUCUCACAGAUCUUUACAAGGACAGGAAGUUGCUAAAUGCAGAAGAGCGUAUUAGUCAAACAGUAGAGAUUUUAAAGCACACUGUGGAUAUAGAGGAGAAAGGAGUGAAACUGAAACUAACUAUAGUGGACACACCAGGCUUUGGCGAUGCUGUCAAUAAUAACGAAUGUUGGAAGGCCAUCACAGACUACAUAGACCAGCAAUUCGAGCAAUAUUUUCGGGAUGAGAGUGGACUGAAUCGGAAAAACAUUCAAGAUAACAGAGUUCAUUGCUGUUUGUACUUCAUCUCACCCUUUGGACAUGGUCUCCGGCCUGUGGAUGUGGCAUUUAUGAAAGCUCUGCACGAGAAGGUGAACAUUGUUCCCCUGAUUGCCAAGGCUGACUGUCUGAUUCCGGGUGAAAUACGCAAACUAAAGGAACGGAUCAGGGAGGAGACUGAGAAAUUUGGCAUCAAGGUCUAUCAGUUCCCCGAGUGUGACUCAGAUGAGGACGAUGAUUUCAAGCAACAGGACAGAGAGCUAAAGGAAAGUGCUCCUUUCGCAGUGAUUGGCAGUAAUACUGUAGUAGAAGCCAAAGGUCAGAGAGUACGAGGUCGUUUGUACCCAUGGGGCAUUGUGGAAGUGGAGAAUCAGUCACACUGUGACUUUGUGAAACUGAGGAACAUGCUGAUUCGCACACACAUGCACGACUUGAAGGAUGUUACAUGUGACGUGCACUAUGAAAAUUACCGAGCUCAGUGCAUCCAUCAGAUGACCAGGUAUGAAGAAAGACAGAACACUGCACAAAGCAAACUGACUCAGGACAACAGGAUAGAGAGUCCAAUUCCCAUUCUACCAUUGCCAACUCCUGACGCUGAGACAGAGAAACUGAUAAAAAUGAAGGAUGAAGAGCUUCGAAGGAUGCAGGAAAUGUUGCAAAAAAUGCAGCAACAGAUACAAGAGCAGUGAGCAGCCCGUCAUGACGGCACUUCCCCUCACGUUUCCCACACCCCAAGCCUAUCACCUCUAGGACCAGUACUGAGAAGGAUGUGAUGUCUACGGACUCAACGCUGUAUCUUAUUUAUUACUCUCAGCACCCGUCCAAUACGAACGCCUCCUUCUGUUGACUGACCUCUCCCAUUCCAUCGUGAUAUCACUGUUAUGGAGCCAAGCACUUCACAUUAAGGCUAAUCAAAUAUUUUAUUUUUUAUUUCUAUCAUUUGCCCUUCAUCCUAAAAAAAAAGGCUGUGAAAAACAAACAAACAAACCUGGAUAUGUAUAAAAAAUUUUGAAACAAGAAAGACACAGCCCACAGCCUUAUGGAAAAAAAUGUCCCAGAAACGAAUGCUUACUUUAAUUCAAGAGAACACAUCCUGUUUCUUCCACCAGGCUGUGUCCGUAAAGCAGAAGGUGCAUUUAUCGAGGGGUGGGGAAUGAAAUUUUGUUUUGUACCUAUAUGCUUGUCAUUGCUACAAGAAAAGCUUGUGUUAUUUUUUAUUUGUACAGUGUUGCAGUAUGUUGGACUCAGGACCUUUUUUUGUAUCAAUGUUUAUUCACAGUAACUGUUACUCAAUAAGUAACCCACUGAGGAAGGAGGAAGUCAUUGUGAAAGGGUGAACAGUGUAUUGGCAUAGAGUGUCCACUUCUAACACAGAAUCAAUAUGAAAAUGUGAUGUGAUGGAAAGCCAUUAUUAGACCACAGAUGGACAAUAGGUAAAUCCCCCAGCUGUUGUAGAACUACCUUGACAAAACAUCUAGGUAGUUAUUGCCACCCAUUCAGUAGACAUUUGUUCUCUCCAGCUGUAUAGUGUAGGGGAGUGAAUGGUGUGGAAAUGUGUUAGUGAAGCUAGGGUAAGCAUUCAGUUUAGGUAAUGAAUACACAUAAUGUAGGGAUAUUUCGCCGAAAAUAGGUGCACACAAGCUGUAGGUUGUAGAUCGGGGAAGCCCAAAAGGCCUACAACAUCCAUUAUCCAUUGCCAUUAUAAAGUCUGACAAAGCAUCUUGGACAACAUUUGAUCUGUCUUCUAGGCACCCCUGUUUUAGAUUAUGCGGAAUCAGGAUAAAUGGAUGGGGGAACACAAAAUUCCAGUGGAAAAAAAAACUAUGACGUUAUAAUUUUCUUUAAUUAAUGUGCAAGAAACAGUGCAAACGUAAAAAACUCUGCAUCAAUUUUAAAGCAUGAAAUUACAGUUGACCACAUUAAUAUUUGUGACGGGUACAAAAAAAAAGUCAGUGUGUUUGUUGCCUUUGAGCUUUUUUUCUAUGGUUACUCCAUCUCUCUAGCUAAGGUGAUAUUAAACCAUUAGCAAUUCUGUGUCGACAUGCACAAUGCAGUAAUUUAAUGCAAACCCCUGACAUAUAUGUGUCCUAUUAUACUAACAGUAACUUUUAGUACUGCAAAGAGGACCAAGCAUCCCCUCACUCUCCAGCUGAUGCAGACUGCUGACUGGAGUUUCAGAGGUUGACUGUCCAUUAUUACAGCCUUUGUAUAAUCUGUUUUAACAUGAUCUGAUGUUUACUUUUAGGCGUUUAUUCUCUAUACAAGUUGUGGUGAAUUGACAUGUUAUUUGCCAAACAGAUCAAACUAUCUGAGGUGGAAAAAUGUUUUAUUAUAGUUUUUUGGUACAUGGAAGAAGCAAUGGAGUCAACAUGACAAAAGAACAUUUUAGAGUGUCAUAAUAUGACAUCAGGAGGUUACAAGAGAAAUUGCCACAUUUUGUUAAACAUAUUUUUCAGCUCAGUACAGCUGUUUUGCAAAUGAACCUCUUAUUGCAAAUUGAAUGAGUUUAUCUACUGUUCAGUUAAUGUUUUCUUUUAGUUUGCGUAUUCAGCACUUUCCUUGAAAUACACUAUGUAUUCUAACCUGAUGUGAACCCCACUUUCAUAGAAGGGACCAAGCAUAUCAUUAUCAUUAGCUGCUGACCAUGUAAAUUGCAUUUAGCGAUUCUCUGGAGAUCAAUAUUUUUAUAGAAUCACUUUACCAUUUUGCGUCCCAUUACCAGAUGGCGUCCCAAGGUACUGCCAUUCUUGGCAAUAGAGGAAGAAUAAGGAAAAAUGUGAGAGCAGAGCAGAACAUAUACCUACCACCGUGCCCAUUUAAAUGUCAAGACAUUUGCAAUGUGCUAUACAUCGUGCAUUGUAAUAACAACCAGUGGUUAACCAACUUUGUGCCAUGAAGACUUGCAGCUCACAUUCUUCAACAUAUCACAAUUACAUGUGGACUGAGCGUAUUCUGUAGCUAUGUCCCUGAGCCUCUAGCCAUGCAAAAUUGUUAUAUAGUAAACCAAUCUUGAUAUAACUUAUAUCCAAUCUCAAUAUAUAUGUAUAUUCCAAGCUUUGUUACUUUGUGUCCACUGAACUUAUUACACAAAACACUGCUGUCUCCUUUGCCAUGUAUUGCAGUCUCUUUUUACGCAGUAAUAAAUCGCCGGUAUUGUUUGAAAUUUAAAAGCGGACCUGUCACCAUGGGAACAACAGGAAUAUUGCACAUGGUUCCGACACUUUUAGUCCCAUAAUUCCUCUGUAUACGUAAACACUGUAUUGUUUAAUUAAUACAUUUGAAAAUGCACCCAUACUAAGAAUAUCUCAUCCAGACUGUUCACUUUCAGAUAAUCACACACUGUUAUCAAAGUGCCACAAACACCACACAAAAUGUGGUGCCAUAGGCACGCCACAUGGACCACAAUUAAUUGUGUAAUGUCAAACCAUUACCAAUGGGUGUAAAGAUUUUCCACCUAUACAUAUCACAGUUACAAAGCUCAAUGUGAGCUACUUUCUACAAUGAGACACCUGUUCACUGCCUUCUGAUCUGUGCUUAGCCUCCUGAAUUCUGAUUGCAUCAAAACAGGAAUUACUGGAAGAUUGAAACGAAUCAUGCCAAAUCCCUGGUUGAGAUUUCAUUUACUAUUUAAGUGUAGAUUGAAACUGGUUCAGCAGCUAGACUUGCUAGAGGCUGAAUAGGUAAACUUUAACUUCAUCAUAGUCAAAUGACAACUUCACCUUCAACCUCAACUUAUAGACAAUUUGAAAAUAAAGGGGUUAAGCAGACCCACUGCCUGUUAAUCCUGUGCCUAUGUCGCCUUACAAAUAAAGUGCAACCCUUUGUCCAACAGUAACCCACCUCCUACAGUGCAUAACUGACCCCUGAAUAUUUCUUAUAAUGAUUGUUGCUGUAAGUUAUGUUUACAACCUGAGAAUCCUAAUAAAUAUUUAAAAAUGA
Pelobates fuscus (common spadefoot toad) is the source of this 4599-nucleotide messenger RNA. RefSeq names its product septin 5 (gene SEPTIN5). The transcript has 13 exons. NCBI's taxonomy places the organism in Eukaryota, Metazoa, Chordata, Amphibia, Anura, Pelobatidae. Gene Ontology annotation, cellular component: septin complex; synaptic vesicle; microtubule cytoskeleton. Gene Ontology annotation, molecular function: GTPase activity; molecular adaptor activity; GTP binding. Gene Ontology annotation, biological process: cytoskeleton-dependent cytokinesis; regulation of exocytosis; intracellular protein localization. The coding region runs from base 135 to 1349 and encodes 404 amino acids. The record is from RefSeq and is a predicted model, not a curated record.